Molecule: messenger RNA, 6266 nt
Organism: Rhipicephalus sanguineus (brown dog tick)
Lineage: Eukaryota; Metazoa; Arthropoda; Arachnida; Ixodida; Ixodidae
Product: cysteine/serine-rich nuclear protein 3
Exons: 5
Coding region: 207-1463 (418 amino acids)
Biological process (GO): regulation of transcription by RNA polymerase II
Cellular component (GO): nucleus
Molecular function (GO): DNA-binding transcription factor activity, RNA polymerase II-specific; sequence-specific DNA binding
Source: RefSeq, a predicted model, not a curated record
AGGCACUAAGCCAGAUGUUCUCUGACUAAGCUACCGUUUCCGUUCUCGAGAUUUCGUGUAGGUCGCCAUUCAUUUCUGCGGCAGCUUGAACCCGUGAGGUGACCCAUUUAUGAGUCUUAUUACAAGCUUCUGCUGAUCCCACCCGUCGAGGCCACAACAAAGGUGCUCGAGAAGCCGGAGAUGUUCGUUUAGGAAGGUGUGCCCAUAUGUCUGAAGCCAUCCUGGGUCUGGAGUUUGGAAAGCCGCAAGCCCCUCCAUCCACGAAUGGGGGGGACAGGUCUCGGCCGGAGGCAGAUGAUGAUGAUGGUCCACCCUCGAACAAGCGCAGCAGGCACCGAAAAACAGUUGGCUUUGACAGCGUCACCGUUUACUACUUUCAGCGCAUGCAAGGCUUCACAUGUGUCCCAAGUCAGGGUGGAUCCACACUCGGAAUGAGCCCCCUGCAUGUGGAGAAGCGCACGUUCAGUUUGCGGCAGCAUGCACAUGAGAGGCGCAGGCUGCAGUUUGGUGACGUUGACUGUAGCAACACAUCAUCGUCUAGCUCGCUGUCUCCAGAUGACACUGCUGGGUCUUCUUCUUCAGCCGGGGAUGGUAGCAGUGCAUACCAGGGUGGCAAUUCUCUGCUAGGAGCUGGCGAGGAGGAAGACGACGACGGGGAGACGCUGAGUUACCUGCAGCCUGUGCCGACCCGUCAGCGACGGGCGCUGCUGCGUGCCAGUGGGGUGCGCAAGAUCGAUGCCCUCGAGAAGGAGGAGUGCCGUGACAUUCGAGCAUCGCGGGAGUUCUGUGGUUGUGCCUGCAAGGGCCGCUGCUUGCCAGAAAGCUGCUCCUGCUCUAUUGCAGGCAUCUCCUGUCAGGUGGACCGGCUUUCAUUCCCAUGUGGCUGCACCCAGGAGGGCUGUGGCAACACAUCGGGCCGUACCGAGUUCAAUCCAGUGCGAGUGCGUGCCCACUUCCUGCACACGCUGAUGCGACUGGAAUUUGAGAAGCAGCAGGCGGCGGGCAACCUGGGUGCUUUCCAGUGUGUGGACCCGCAUCGGCUGAUCUACUACAAUGCAUCCGCAGCAGCAGGCGGCCUUCCGGCUGCAGCGUGCCAAUACAGCUCGGAAGAGGAAGACGAAGAUGAUAGUUCUUACUCUGAGAACUCGGACUACUCAUCGGAAGAGGAGGACGGCAGUGGUGAUGGCAGGCCCAGCUCUCCACACCGGGACUACACAGACCUCAGUUGUGCAGUGGCCAGGGGAGGUGGAAGCCCUGCACUGGCAUUGCGUGGUGUUGUACCUGUGGACCCUGUGUUUGUGGGUUGCGGAGACUGUGCCACCGACGGACUGCUGGCGGCAGAAGGGUCUCAGGCAGCCACAUCGACAACCGAAGAGGGUGAAGGGUCGUCGUCAACGGCCACGACGGAUAGCACAUUUGGCGAGAUAAUCAAGGCGUCACUGGGCGAAGUGGCCACCUUGUGAAAGCCACGUGUGUGUGAAUGUCAAAUUUUCAACAACUGGGUGUGCUGGACUUGCCAUGUGAUUCACAUCUAGUGCCCAUUUUCCUCAGGCAUGCCCAUAGACCCUUCUUUUUGUUUUCCACACUGUUUUUGUUUCUAUGGCUUUCCACGGCUACAUUUUUAUGGUCUAGGAAUCGCAUCUGCCUUUGGCAGCAGUCAGUCAAUAGCUUGCUCUUCUUUGUCCAGGAGAUGUGCAGAAUUUCAUGUAUAUAAAAUAUAUAAGAAAGCUUCUGCAUGCCAAGUAUACUGCACCAUGUACUUGCAUGUUGAGUGCAUUUCUGUAGAGUGUACACAGCAUACAUUAUACUGCGUACACUGUGGAGUAUACAGGGUGUAAGGAACGGUGUGUAGAGUGCUUAAAUGCUGGCCACAAGCCACCCAGUGUAUGGAAUGUCAUUGUCAGACUGACACUAUUCAUUGGCACAGGAAGUGAUGGUGUGGCCUUCUUGGUUUCCUUGGUUUUGCCAGAGCACCUGCAAAUGCAGUGACCAAGAACAAUUUGUAUAAAAGAGUUUUCUGCAUGGUGUAGUAAUUCAUGGCAUUGAGUGUCGUUAGCCUGAGGUUUCACUUGGAGCUUGCACUGCCAGCGGUGCAGCCAGAGUGGGCACCUGCUUGGUAGCAGAAGUCAGGAAGUUUGUGAUGGUGGCAUGAUCCGCAACCAAGUCUUGAUGUCUGCCAUGAAAGUAAUGGUUUGUGGUUGUCACAGAGGUAUGCUGAACUUGCCUUUGAGUUCUUCUUAGUUCAGGAAAGGGCCAGUGCAAAUUUUUGCGAUCGCUGGUUUCUUUCGUGCCUGCCACAAAUGCUAACGGUGCGUGUAAGUUCAUGCAUGAAAAAUCUGAAUAAUCGCAGAUAGCGGCAAAAAUAUAUUGCUAGAGUUGGAAGUUCUCAAUAUUUUGUUUCCUGAAGAACUGGGAUGCUUUACUUUUAAUAAUUUGAAAGAAGGCUAUGUCGCUUUUGUUUUUUUGAGUGAGUAAGUACCGUUGAUAUUUUCAGAUUGGUUUUAUUGUAAUAGCUGCCGCCACAUAAUACUUCACACUGGCUGCUUCCUUGUUUUUUUGGGAAAAUGUCUGUGUUUGUAAAUCUUUAUCGGACAGUGUCUUGUUCUGUACAGCUGUGUGCUGUUUAAAACAAAAAAGUUUUUUGGACCCUGCAGGUUUGUUUUCUGUGGUUUUUGGUUCAGUUGAAAACGCGAUGAAUCCUAUCUGUAAUGUCAGGUGCUGAUAGACAAGCUGCAGGGACUGCGAUGUUGUGUCAGUCUCCAAAAACAGCAUCCCUUUUAGAUCUUGUACUUUGUGGCAAAUUUACACCUGUCUAUCAGUAUUAGUGAUAAGUUACUCUGUCUUUUGCACUAAAUUUGUUCUUGUUUUUGUUUUUGUUCGAAAGUCUGCGCAGAUCAAAACUAUAGGUUGAAGCACCGAAGGUAGCUGAUGCUUGCUGCAAUAGUCAAGUGUGCGACAGCUCUGUGAUUAGACUGCUUGAGUAUGUUGCGGCCUACACUCUGUGCAGUUAAAACUCGUAACAUUGUAAUGCACUCGGUGUGUGUUGUACAGCUUUGUUUUCUGCCAUUAAUGCAGUCUGCAUGUGUGUGUUAAUCGCAGCUAAUGCUACUAUUACUAAUGGCUGCUACUAAUGCUAUGCACAUCUUAGCACACAAAGGAGGUGCACAUGUGAGAACGACGACUACUACUGGCGCCAUAUGAGGGUGCACCUCAUAUAUUGACGGAGGUCAGGCGAGGAAACGAAAAGCCAUGCGUUUACUGGUCUUGUUCAGUCUCAGUGAUAACAGUUAAAAAGGAGUAUGCGCAAUUGCUGUGCCUGCAUUUUGGAGGUCACCAAUUCAAGCGGACAAAUCACAUGUGACCCACUCAGCCUUGUGUGCAGUUGUGCGUCUUGUAUGACAUCACUGAGGUCUAACUGUGGUGGUGAUGCCUGCAUAUUUGUUGUAAAAGCUUCACUCGAAAACAAAACAAAAGGUAUUUAAAACCCUACCCAUGACGAUGUGGCACUCUUUAUUUUUUUUGUAUGUUCAUGCUCAAGAAUGCUUAAAUUCCAAGUGUCCCUGUCAUAUUAUAUCAGGCAAAAAUGCCUGGUAGUACUGUGAAAACUGCAAUGUCUCUUGAUAGUUCUUUAUUGCUGUGAGUGUAGCAGCAACUAGAGCACGCUUGUUUAGGGGGAUACUCACAGAAUCAAUGGUAGUUCAGGGGAUGUACAGUUAAUGCUCAUGGACAAGGGAUUCUCUUCUUGCCUUUUUUAUAAUUUUGCCAUCUUUUAUGAGUUUCUACCUUUCUACCCAAAUUUUGCCAUCACAAAGCAUGUGAUGUUUUGACGAUGUGCUUGGUUACAUGUACUUUGUUAGUGACAUUACUACAGUGGCACAUCACCACCCUGGGGUUAGGAAGACCUCACAGCAGGACAUGACUGGUGUUUGGCAGUGCCCUUGCAGUGGAAACCAGUGCUGCUUACCAUAAUUACUGAUUGCAGUGCACUGCUGAGAUGUGCACAAAAAUGCCAGGAAAAUACAUGGAAGUUCCAUUUGUGUGUGUCUCAGUAGUGAGCUGCAAUCGGUAGCAAUGCAUAGCCAACUAGCCACCACCUUAGCUUGCCCUAAUGUUGUGCAUAUUUCAGAUGAGUGCUGCCAACCCAUGAUUCCACCUGAGUUCUUAAAUCUAGAAGCUUCUUUGAUGCUUAUUUCGAAAGGCAUCCACAUUAAAACAUAUAUUAGAUUUAAUGAAAAUUUUAAAAUUAACCCAUAUAUGCCCAGUGUCCUACAUGCUUCUUUGAUGUGCCCUAACAUCGCUACUUCCUUAGGUGAAGACCAUUGAUAUCAAAGGAAGUCUGCCCAAACAUGUGCUAUAGCCUUCAGAUUGUUUGCCCUUAGUAUUACCACGUACAGACUACUUCAUCUGAGCACUCUGUACGAGAAAGGCCCUGGAUAGCCAAAGUUAUGACACUUUCGUUUUUUUCAAAUUAUUGCAGUAAUCCUGCCAUUUCACCAUUUGCGCUAAAAGUAGUUUGUUAGCAGGGGCCAUACUAUUGCCCGUAAUUGCAAAUACACAACUUGAGCUCAGUGCCACGAGAAAAAAACUCGGUGCAAAAAGCGCUGCAAAACUUUGUUGCACUUACCUGACAGUAAAUAAAUAUUUUGUACGUUUUGUUGAGGGAACAAAUCCCCUAUUCGUGAAUAAAAGUCUUUAUUUGCUCAAUUUUUCCGAGUAUGGGCAUAUAUGGGUUAACAAUGCAAGAACCUGUUAAAAUGAGGAAUUAUGGGCAACCUGAAGUAAAUUCUCUGCAUUGCUGCUGUCAUACUAUUUUGGCACGUUGAGCCCUAAUUGUUCAGAGAUAUGUUGAUUCUCACUGUACAGUGUGAAGAAUCAGAGCGGUAGAGGCAGAAAGGUAAACGAGGCUUAUGGCGAAAACGCUGAGGCAGUACAGCACAAAUCAGAUAGGCACACCUGAACAAAUCAGUACAUUUUUGCAGAGAACACUACCUUAAUAGGGUGUGGUUCUGCACUUGAGCAGCACCAUCCCCCCUGAAUUGUUAAUACUGUAUUUUAAAAGUUGAUUUACACUUUGCAUAUUUUUAGCCUUUUGAUACUUGAGGAUUUGGCAUUCGAAAGAAACGCUUAUGCACAGUGAUCGCGGUAAUGCAUUGCCUUGACCUGGCUUGCCAUUCGUUACAGUUUAUCAACAUCCAUUUUCUGACCUACAUUACACUAGGUUCAAGGCAUAUAUUAAUAUAAAGUUGCUUCAUUGUUGCUGUUUGUGGUCCUUGUUUUGUAUGCAAGUGAUAAUUCAAUGAAGCCUUUCAUUCUAAGGGCACAAUGUCCAUCCAUUAGCCUUUGUAACAUACCUUAGGUAAAGUGUAUAUUGGGAGACACAGGAACUAAACGUCCCCAUAAACAUGCCAUAAACUCUGCCAUGUGCGUAGAGGUGCCAAACAUAUUCACUCAAGGUGAUGCCAUUCAAUCCAGCAGGCCAUUGCUUGGAACGCUUAAACUCAGGUUCUUACCAAAGUGAAUGUUAACUCAGGAUUGGCAUUUCGAUUCGGUGUUUUCUUAUUAAAUUUUUUCUUCAAAAAGAAAAAGAGAGAAUGCAUUUUUAGCAUGAAUUUGCAGCUCAAUAAGAUGGAAACUUGGGCGAUUUGGUAUCAGUUCAUAUACUUCAGUGUAACAGGGCACCAUAACAAAACAACUGGACUGAAAGGGCAACAAGUGCCUGUCAUUAUCCUGAUUUUUCAACAGACUGGGCAUUUGUUAAGAGCUUCAGUGUGUUUACAAGGUUUGACUAACAAGGUUUAACAAAAAGGUUGGAAUUCCCAAGUUUAAGGGAACAGUAGGGUUGGCAGCACUUGGUCAAAUGGCCCAUGCUUGCCUUCUUUUAAUCAUUUUCCCCCGCUUUGUGUUCACCAUUCUGCUCAUCAUCUCUCUUUUCUAUUCUGCCACGUGGAAAGCUGUUUCAUGACUUGAGUGGAAAGCAAAUCUGUGAUGAUAGGGCCCUUUGUGUUACACUUAGUUCCCAGGGCACAGAACCACUGGUUGAAAGCCUUUUGACCAAUAACUUCCUUGUGCUCACAAAAGGUCCCAACGUUGGUAUGGACUACUCAUUCUUGUGUGGUUUCCCUUUUUUUUCCCCAGAAAAUGUCUCUGAAGGACUUCGAGAUUGAUUAUUUUCAAUAUUUCUGCAGGCUGAUCCAAUACAAUGUCCCAAGUGCAGUGGCGCUGCUUCUGUAUAUUUCAUUGCAUUAAAAAUUGCUGAAUGAAGAGUU